AUGCAGACGCCCCGACUAUUGUGGUGCCACCGACUCCACCGUUCACCACAUCCACCAAGCAUCCUCAUCUCUCAGCGCGUGCCUUUUCUCGCGCGGCUUCAACCCCUGUCUGUUCACCAGUCUGUUCCGGGUGCGAUCCGACGCCAGAUGGAUUACGCAUCAACUAGGAAGGCCUCCGUGCCGCAUCUGGUGCGCACGGCGGCAGAGCCCCGACAGAACCGCUUGUAUACCGUCCGACUCUCACAUAUUGACGAGGUCAAUCCUACUGUGCGGCUGAUACAACUAACAAUUCCUCCUCAUGUGCAGAGCCUGGAGGAGCAAGAGGAGCGAGCUGAUGAAGAGUCUGAUCAACCACAACCACUCACGUUCCUACCGGGCCAGUGGGUAGACGUGCAUAUACCUGGCCUCGCCGACGCGGGGGGAUACAGCAUCACCUCCACCCCGGCAGAUGCUCAGGUUCUUCCCUCGCCAGGGCCUCCCGUGGAGUCUCCUGUGGACGAGGAAACGGGCCUGCCUCCGAUGGACCCGCGAGGCAGAGCGCCGUACGUGGAGCUAGCCGUCCAGCAUGCCCCAUCCAACCCAGCCAGCGCAUGGCUCUGGAGACCCAAGGACGAGAUCCAGGGACAGGAACUGAGCAUCCGCAUCGGAGGCAGUUUCGUCUGGCCCCCAUCGGGAAUCAACCUGGAUGAAACCAAGAAGGUUCUCUUCAUUGCAGGCGGAGUGGGUAUCAACCCUCUCAUCUCCAUGCUCUCGCAUCUGAACAACAACGACGAAACAGCUCUACACCAGGAGCACUCCGACAUUCACUUCUUCUACUCCACCAAGAUCCCCCGGUCAGCUGUCCCGUCCCUCCCUGAAAAAAGCCCCCAGGCAUACCUGGACCAAAUCCUCUUCCUCUCACGGCUGCGCGAAAUCAUUCGCUGCCAGUCACAGUCGGGCCGUCUGCGGAUCUCUUUACGGCUCUUCCUCACUAAUCUCCACGAUGACUUCGCGCCACUUCUGUCGGAACCUCAGAAAGAUUUGACUAUUUAUGCACGAAGACAGCAGCCCGAUGAUCUGAGGCAGGCGCUCCAGGGACCUGACGGUGUCAUUAGACCUGAGGAGACGGUCUGCUAUAUAUGUGCGCCUCCCAAAAUGACAGAUGAAGUUGCGAGUACUCUUCGAGGGCUGCUGGGAGAUGGUAAGGAGCGGAUAUUGUUCGAAAAAUGGUGGUAA
Molecule: messenger RNA, 1215 nt
Organism: Aspergillus pseudoviridinutans
Lineage: Eukaryota; Fungi; Ascomycota; Eurotiomycetes; Eurotiales; Aspergillaceae
Product: FAD-dependent oxidoreductase
Exons: 3
Coding region: 1-1215 (404 amino acids)
Cellular component (GO): mitochondrion
Molecular function (GO): oxidoreductase activity
Source: RefSeq, a predicted model, not a curated record